This is a messenger RNA of Microthlaspi erraticum, 312 nucleotides long. NCBI's taxonomy places the organism in Eukaryota, Viridiplantae, Streptophyta, Magnoliopsida, Brassicales, Brassicaceae. The record is from the annotation of a GenBank genome assembly.
AUGGAGAAUCUGAGAAAUGGCGAAGAAAACGAUUCUUAUUGGAUCCCGUCUAUGUUCUUUGAUCGAUCUUCAGUAACGAUUCCCCUCUUGAAGUGUUUCGGUCUCGAAAGCUCUUCUUCUUCAUCACCCACUUCAUCAUCAUCAUCAUCAUCUUGUGGUUCUCUUUUGUCAUCUCACAGCGAGGAAGAAGACAGUAUGGAGAUCAUAAAGGAGGAGGAAGAUAAUACAACCGUUGAAAUCACAGAGCGGCGGUUGCAGAAGAGCAAACCAAAGCCUAAUACAAGCUCAGGAAAAGGAGGCAAAGUCAAUUAG